AUGGCGGUAUCAUUUGAUAGAAUUAGAAGAAAUUUUAAUAACCGAAUCGAGGAGCCUGUUCGUAAACAUCUUAGAAAUGUUUAUGCGUGUCUUGCAUUGUCCGCUGCAUCAGCCACAGCGGGAUGUUACCUAAAUAUUUACGCGAAUCUAAUGUCUGGAGGGUUUUUGACAAUUUUGCCAGCUCUUGGUUUAUUACUGGCCUUAAGAUAUACAGCACCAGAUGGAAAGAACAAUAAAUUAAGAAUGGGAUAUUUAUUGGUAACAGCAUUGGUAGGAACAAUUCUUAUAUUUUCAUCAUUUUCUCUAAGCGUUUUGUUUGCACCAAGAGGAUAUUGGUUGUUUAUCGGUGGUCCCAUUUCAACCGUUUUGAGUGCAAUGUUCUUUCUUUCAUUGGCCAACAUUUUCUUCGCUGUUCAAUGGGUAUAUCAGGUGAACCUUUAUGUAGGACUGCUUUUAAUGUGUGGAUUCGUCAUUUACGACACGACAAUAAUAAUGGAAAAAUGUAGAAUGCACGACAAAGAUUUCAUCAUGCAUUCAGUUGACCUAUUUAUCGACUUAGUUUCCAUCUUCAAAAGGCUUAUUAUUAUUUUAACAGAGAAGCAUAAUGUUUUAAUAAAACUUUUCAAUACAGAACGUUUUAAUUUGUAUGUGGGGCAUUUUAUAUAA
This is a messenger RNA of Pediculus humanus corporis (human body louse), 666 nucleotides long. Its product is annotated as Bax inhibitor, putative. Gene Ontology annotation, biological process: cellular response to unfolded protein; negative regulation of apoptotic signaling pathway; negative regulation of endoribonuclease activity. Bases 1 to 666 code for a protein of 221 amino acids. NCBI's taxonomy places the organism in Eukaryota, Metazoa, Arthropoda, Insecta, Psocodea, Pediculidae. The record is from RefSeq and is a predicted model, not a curated record. Gene Ontology annotation, cellular component: mitochondrial membrane. Gene Ontology annotation, molecular function: enzyme binding. The transcript has 5 exons.